This is a messenger RNA of Onthophagus taurus, 1347 nucleotides long. RefSeq names its product Taspase 1 (gene Tasp1). The record is from RefSeq and is a predicted model, not a curated record. NCBI's taxonomy places the organism in Eukaryota, Metazoa, Arthropoda, Insecta, Coleoptera, Scarabaeidae. Gene Ontology annotation, biological process: protein maturation. Gene Ontology annotation, molecular function: threonine-type endopeptidase activity. Gene Ontology annotation, cellular component: cytoplasm.
CGUCAAUACCUUUUUAAUUAUUUAUUUAAUAAAAAACCGCUAUGUAUUUUUAGAUUAAUCCAUAAAAAAGCCAUUAAAUCGUUUUGAUUCAAUUUAUCAAGUUUAAUAAGUACUUAUAAAUCAACAUCAAUCAACAUUCAUAACCUCGUUUUUUCAACAACAAUGAUAAACAUUUACUUUUUAAUAAUUACUGGGUAUUAAAAUAUCGAAAAGGAAUAAGUACAAAAUAAAUUUUGUGAUUAUGACUACUUUUAUCGCUGUGCAUUGCGGAGCAGGUCAUCAUAACGAAAAAAAUCACCCCAAAUAUAACAAAUUAGCCAAGAAAGCAUGUCGAGCUGGAAUUAAAAUCUUAAAAGAUGGGGGUUCAGCUUUAGAUGCUGUUAAAGCAGCCGUAACCGUUUUAGAAAAUGAUCCCUUAACGAAUGCUGGUUUUGGUUCUAAUUUGACAACGAAUGGUUGUGUUGAAGGUGAUGCCUCAAUAAUGGAUGGAUCUACGUUGUUUUAUGGUGGUUGUGGGGCCGUUCAACAAGUAAAAAACCCUAUCGAAUUAGCCCAUAACCUCUGUUUAAAACAAUCAGAGACUCUCCCAAUGGGAUUAAUCCCACCAUCUUUACUCGUAGCAGAUGGAGCUCAAGAUCACGCGAAAAGGGAAGGUUUAAAAACUUGUUUAAAUAAGGAAUUAAUUAGUCCAAAGGCUUUAAAACAAUUUUAUAAAUAUAAAAAGCUUAUUGAUGAACAUGAAAAUACGUUAGAUCAAGAUGGAGAGAGGAUGGAUACCGUAGGGGCUGUUUGUAUAGAUAAUUUAGGGCGAGUUGCUUCAGGAUGUAGUUCUGGGGGGUUAAUUAUGAAGCGUCCUGGAAGGGUGGGACAAGCAGCUUUAUAUGCAAGUGGAGUUUGGGCCGAUUCUUUUAAUCGAGAUGAACCUUCCGUCGCAGUUUGCACAACGGGAUGUGGCGAACAUUUGGUUCAAACGCAAUUAGCGAAAGAAAUCGGGGUUAAUAUUAAAUAUUGUGGGUGUCCCACGACUGAAUUAUAUAAAAUUAUGACGGAAAAAUUUUUAAAAUCUAGAUUUUUACAUAACGUUAAACAAAAAAACGGCGGAGCUUUGGUGUUGCACUUAUCGAAAAAUGGUGAGUGUUCGAUAUUGUGGGCUCAUUCAACCGAAUCGAUGAGCGUUGCGUAUAUGAAAUCAACGGAUAAUCAACCGAAAAGUACCAUUUCUCAAUUACCUGAUCACGUUGAGGUUGGAUCCACGGUGAAUGUGAGUGGGAAUCACUUUUUCUUGCAACGAUAACGAAUGUUGUGAUUAUUUAGAUAAUUUUUUUGUAAUUAAAUUAUUAAAAACUA